CUUAUCUCGGAACACGGUACUCUUGACAAACCACAAUAAAGACGAACUUGUGUAACCGACUUCAAUUGACCGAGACUUUAACAAUCUUUGGUUCGGUUUGGUUCGGUUUAUUAAUUUCUCUAAAUCAUUUUCGUAUACUUCUAUUAAUUAUACUUCUCCCCGCUGUAUAUAUGUAAUAGCCUGGAGGUAUCCUUUGCGCCACACGCAGAGAGAGAGAGAGAGAGAGAGAGAGAGAGAGUAUGGAGCCAAUUGAUCAUCAAGAAGGUGACGAGCUGAAUAACCAUGCCGCGUCAUCAAAUUCAAGUAACAACAACAAUACUAACAAUAAAGCGACGGAGCCGGAGGCGGUGAGCUCGGAGCUGGAAGAAGUGCUGUCGGACACGAGCUUACCGGAACUCCGGCGGCUCCGGCGGGCGACAGCCAUAGAACUAAACAUCCUUUUCAACCUUGCGGCUCCGGCCAUCGUGGUCUACUUGCUUAAUAACGUUACUUCUAUGGCCACACAGAUAUUCUGCGGACACUUAGGGAAUCUUGAGCUGGCCGCUGCCUCUCUUGGUAACAACGGCAUCCAAAUCUUUGCUUAUGGUGUCAUGCUUGGAAUGGGAAGUGCAGUGGAAACCCUAUGCGGCCAAGCAUACGGAGCUCACAAGUACGAAAUGCUAGGCAUAUACUUGCAAAGAUCAACCAUCCUCCUCAUGGCCACCGGCCUCCCCCUCACCAUCAUCUACAUUUUCUCCGAACCCCUCUUGCUCUUACUCGGCGAAUCCUCCUCCAUCGCCUCCUCCGCCUCCAUAUUCGUCUAUGGUCUCAUCCCCCAAAUCUUCGCUUACGCCGCCAAUUUCCCUAUCCAAAAGUUUCUCCAAGCCCAAAGCAUUGUGGCACCCAGCGCCAUCAUAUCCGCCGUCACCCUCGUGUUCCACAUCCUGGCCACGUGGGUGGUGGUGUACUAUCUGGGCUGGGGGCUAUUGGGUGCUUCGUUGAUGUUGAGUUUUUCGUGGUGGGUCGUGGUGGUGGCGCAAUUCGUGUAUAUACUGACGAGCCGUCGGUGUAAGGACACAUGGACGGGUUUUAGUGUGCAGGCUUUUUCUGGGUUGUGGGAUUUCUUGAAGCUUUCGACUGCGUCCGGGGUGAUGUUGUGUUUGGAGACUUGGUAUUUUCAGAUUUUGGUGUUGAUUGCUGGGUUGCUAGAAAAUCCUGAGCUUGCCCUGGACGCUCUCUCUGUUUGCAUGACAAUUAGUGGCUGGGUGUACAUGAUCUCUAUGGGGUUCAAUGCAGCUGCAAGUGUGAGAGUGAGCAAUGAGCUGGGAGCAAAACACCCUAAAUCAGCCGCGUUUUCGGUUGUGAUAGUGAACUCGUGCUCUUUCGUCAUCGCUGUCAUCUUGGCCCUGGUGGUGCUCGCUUUGCGCCACGUCAUCAGCUACAUCUUCACCAGCGGCGAAACCGUCGCCGAAGCCGUCUCCGAACUUGCACCCUACUUGGCUGCUGCCAUCGUACUUAAUGGCGUCCAACCUGUUUUAUCUGGUGUCGCUGUUGGAUGUGGAUGGCAAACAUUUGUUGCGUACGUAAAUGUUGGAUGCUAUUACGCGGUUGGAAUUCCAUUGGGUGUACUCCUCGGCUUCCAUUUCAACCUUGGUGCUAAGGGCAUAUGGUCAGGUAUGAUGGGGGGCACUGUGAUCCAGACUAUCAUCUUACUGUGGGUAACUUUUCGAACCAACUGGAAUAAAGAGGUUGAGAAAGCGAUGGACCGGUUGGAUAAAUGGAAAGACACGAAGGAGAAGGAGCCUCUUUUGGCAAGUUGAGGACCAGAAUUUGGAUCAUCCCAUCGAUAUUUAUCUAUGAAUGAGGGGUCAUCCUCAUCAGCAUUUGCUACAAAUUACCAAAUUCAUCAGCUUCCCAUUAUGUUUUUGUCCAGUCAGAGAUUAUCUCUACAGAAAUGUUGUACUUUCAUUACAAUUUUCGGUAUUUUCGUAAUGUGCUUGCACAGGAAGUGUUUGUUCUUA
Molecule: messenger RNA, 2000 nt
Organism: Rhododendron vialii
Lineage: Eukaryota; Viridiplantae; Streptophyta; Magnoliopsida; Ericales; Ericaceae
Product: protein DETOXIFICATION 40-like
Exons: 7
Coding region: 240-1799 (519 amino acids)
Biological process (GO): xenobiotic detoxification by transmembrane export across the plasma membrane
Cellular component (GO): membrane
Molecular function (GO): antiporter activity; xenobiotic transmembrane transporter activity
Source: RefSeq, a predicted model, not a curated record